Molecule: messenger RNA, 1227 nt
Organism: Medioppia subpectinata
Lineage: Eukaryota; Metazoa; Arthropoda; Arachnida; Sarcoptiformes; Oppiidae
Source: the annotation of a GenBank genome assembly
AUGCGAUACAAACACAAUGACAGACAUUUCGCUCAGCCGUCGAUCGGGCGGUCAAUGGAUGGCAAAAGUGUUGCGCUUUUGCUGUUAAUAAUAGCCGUCAUUCACAACGACCUGAAUGUGGGCCACAAUGAGGUGCUGUGCGGCGAAGCGGUCGACACCGACGGCUACUACACGCUGUUGGGGGUCACCAAAGGGGCCGACAAUCGACAGAUCAGGAAAGCGUUCAAACAGUUGGCACUCACUAAACAUCCCGACAAGAAUCUGAAUGACCCGAAAGCUCACGAAAACUUCUUGAAGAUCACCCGCGCCUACGAAGUGCUUAAGGACGACGAGAUGCGCAAAAAGUACGACACUUACGGCGAAGACGGCCUUAAAGAGGACGGCGGGGCCGGCGGUCGUUACCACUCGUGGAAGUACUACAACGAAGAGUUCGGUAUCUACGACAACGACGAAGAGAUCAUCACUUUAGGCAAAAACGAUUUCGAGCAGUCGGUCACCAAUAGUCCGUACGUUUGGUUCAUAAACUACUAUUCGCCCCAAUGUUCCCAUUGUCACCAUUUGGCACCCGAUUGGCGCCGUCUCGCCAAACAGCUCGACUCAGUCAUCCGUAUCGGUGCCGUCAACUGCGAGGAGGAUUGGGUGCUCUGUCGUCAACAGAAUGUCCGCUCCUAUCCCUCUCUCAUCUUCUAUCCCGAUCACGAGAAAUAUGAUGGUAAACGUGAGACCGAAGCGAUGGUUGAGUACGUGUUGGAUCGCAUGCAUCCAUUGGUGGUGACGAUUGAUAAAUACAAUUUACAGUCAUUUUAUACUUCAUCCCAAUCUAAUGAACGCACAGACCAUUCAUCGCAAACAAAGCCAUCCAAUCGUUGGUGGCUUUUAAGCGUUUGUUACGAUAAUAAAGAGUGUAUAUUCUCUGACGUCCAGAAGAUGGUGGCCAUAAUGUUGGAGAACGUGGUAAAUGUGGCGCAAGUAAACUGUGAUAGUAGUAAUGAUAACGAGGUGUGCGAGCACUUCGGUAUCACUGAAUCUAAGGUCGUUUUGUUCGCCGACAUCAACGAAGAUCACAGGAACUACUUCGAGAUCGCGGGCGCCGACCAGUCGAUCGAAGCCAAACACAUAUUCAAAGCGGUUCUCUCGAAGUUACCGAAUGUACGCAAACUGUCGGCCAAAGACGUGAAGACAAUAUGGGACGAGUUAAGCGACGACCGAUCGCCGCCGUCUGAUCCA